CGACAACUCGAGAACCCCAAUCUGCUCUUCUUUCUUCUUUUUUCCAUCUGCUAUACCGGCAUCUGCAGCGAAAUCAAGUAGAACGACUCCAAUAGCUGGUUUUCCAUAUCGUUCACAGCAUAUCACGAUAUUACGCAACUUGUCACAAAUCAGCAUGGCUGAGCUAGGUGUCGACACGCUGCGUCCGUCAUCGCGGUUAUUCAAAUCACGGCUGAGGUUGGCAAGCAAUUGACACAGUACGGUAAAGCCGUUAAGAACGCAGCCAAAGAUAUUGAAAGUAUCCAGAAUCGCUUAGCCAGCAUCGAAACUAUUCUUCACAGGCUCGACGAUCUAGCAAAGCGAGUAGAGAAAUCGGGCCUUCCGUUGGAAACAUGGCCGACUCUGGUCCCCCUUGGUUCAUCAAAUGGACCCCUGAAGGAAACUGAGAAAUCUAUGAUGGCGCUCCGUGAGAAACUCAUUCCCAUGGAGGGGAUCAAGAAAUCCCUUGCUGAAAGGAUAAAGUGGCCGUUGAAGAAGACGAAGGUAGAAGUAUAUCUUGGGAAUAUUGAACAUCAGAAACGAAUCUUUAUGGAGUUUUUGAAAGUCGAAAACAUGUGAGUUGUUUGCGUAUUCGAGGACUUCUUCUCUAAUGCUUGGCAAUAGUUCUCAAUCUGUGGAUACUGGACUUGCAAUUUCUAGGCUUGAAAAUUCCGACAAGGGUGAGACAAGUUGACUACAAAAUAGAAGUAUACUUACGUUUCCAAGAUUCUAGAUUCGAAAAAGUCAUGACCUGGUUAUCUGAUACCGAUCCAAGUACAAAUCACAACGCUGCGAGAAAGAAACAUAAAGAUCGGACUGGAAUUUGGUUCACUCAAGGAAAGAAAUACCAAAGCUGGCAAGAAGAGCCGAACUCUUUCCUCUGGCUACACGGAAUUUCAGGCUCGGGGAAGACGAUUCUCUGGUACGUUUCUUCCUAUCGUCCUGUCAACUACAGUACUAAUUUGAGUAGCUCCGAAAUAAUUGAGCAGACACUUGAUUUUUGUGAAUCUCGACCCGCUUUUCACCUUCUUUAUUUUUAUUUUUCUUUCCAAGACACAAACAAGCAAAAAACAACUAUAUUCUUGCGAACAAUAAUCAAACAGCUAGUCGAUCAAAUAGGCUCACUUCCCGGACCUGUUUUGAAUCUUUAUGAAAGUUACAAGUUUAGUCAGCCGCCCAUUGAAAGGCUUCUAUCCGUGCUUCAUGCUUUGCUUGAGCUUCCAAUAUCAACAGAAGUCUUUCUUGUCCUAGAUGCAUUAGAUGAAUUCCCUAAUGACAAGGCAGAAAGAGAUCAAGUUUGCGAGACCCUGAUUCAGAUCAAAGAAUGGGGUUUGCAAAAAUUACAUACAAUAAUAACAAGUCGACCAGAAGACGAUUUGAAAAAAUCAAUGACUCCUUUGACAACAUCACCACCUAUUUCAAUUGAAGACUCCGUCGUCAAAUCUGAUAUCCAGAAGUUCGUCAAAGCUAGCCUUGCGCAGUCAAAAUUAAAACAAUGGCCUGUCGAUGUUCGAGACGAAAUCGAAGACACUCUGGUCAACGGAGCUGAUGGAAUGUACGAAAAUCUCUUCCAGUAUCUGCCCAUUUGAUCAUAGAGAGUGGCUCUAACCUUACAUAGGUUCCGAUGGGUUGACUGUCAACUGGUUUCGCUGUCAAAGUGUCUGACUCGGAAUGAUAUCAAAAAGGCACUUAAAUCGUUGCCCAAAACCUUGGAUGAGACCUAUGAGAGAAUCCUCACGUCCGUUGAUGAAGAGCAUCGACCUAAACUUGUUCUUGCUUUGAAAUGGAUUUCUGGCGCAGAAAGACCACUUAAAAUCAACGAAUUAGCGGAGGCAAUUGUCAUUGAUCCUAUGGAGUACCCACCUUUUCAAGUGGAGAAUCGUUUGCCCGAUCCAAAUUGGAUUGUUCCGAUACUUUCCAGUCUAGUUGUAUUGUCUGCUAGACCAGCCUCUUUCAAUUGGGGAGAGCAAUGCUGGGAUCCUCCUGCCACCCUCUUGAAUUUCGCACAUUUCUCUGUGGUAGAAUACUUGACUUCCGACCGCAUACUCCACAGUCCAGCUUCAAUGUUCCAUAUGAAUAAUUUUGCUAUUGACGAAGCUUGUACAAAAGGAUCGCUUCAGUACCUACACUCGUGUUUCGACUCGGGAAAGAUAACAUGGUCACACUCAGACCUGAGUGAAUUUCCUCUUCUAAACUACGCAAGCGAAUUCUGGUACAUCCAUGCCUCAUCUUUUCAAGGCCUGGAAACUUCAGAGGUAAACAAAUUGACUCUCGAAUUUUUAUUGUCUGAGAAAAACCGAAAAUCUUGGUUGUGGUUUCACAAUCCACAAAAGAUGUGGAUUAUCAUAAACAGUAUGGAGUUGAAUUGGUGGGAUCCUCUGUACGUAUCACUUGACGACGUACAUAAUUAUACACCGUUAUACCUUGCAGCGAUACUUGGUUUGACAAGCUCGCUGAAGACGCUCAUCAAUCAGGGAUUCGAUAUCGAUCAAGAAGGUGGAUUUUAUGGAACUGCACUCCAGGGAGCUGUUUCUUCCAAAAAGCACCGCUCAGUGGACAUGUUACUUGACGCUGGUGCCGAUGCGAAUAGAAUGGGUUUCGACGGUACUGCCAAUAAUAUCGCAGCAGAUCGUGCAGAUUCAUAUACCAUAAAGCGGCUGCUCGAAACAGGAGUUGAUUUAGACGUGAAGAGUAGCAGUGGGGAAACUCCACUUGAAAGAGUGUCGAACCACGCUAACGUGGAUACGGAUAUAAUAAGGUUGCUACGUGGCGCAGAGCUAACAUUAAUUCAUUUAUGAAUGGGGGUAAGACCGCUCUCUGGAUGGCCUGUAGAGCUGGCCCUACCGAAGAUGUAAAGCGACUGCUAGAGCUGGGCGCAGAUGCAAAUCUGCCAACAAAUGAGAAUGGAAAGUCACAUCCCCUUGAGGCUGCAGUAUAUUCGGGCAAAGUGAAAACUCUGAACAUGCUCUUUGAGGCUGGGGCUGUCAAUGACGUCCGGGGAGCUUCUGGGUACACUCCUCUCGAAAGAGUUGUUGAGAGACUCAUUUUUACCGACCCAUCGAAUCAAAAAGAGAUCGAGGAAAUCCAAGAGAGGAGACUUAUGGCAAAAUGUUUACUUGAUUAA
Molecule: messenger RNA, 3142 nt
Organism: Hymenoscyphus albidus
Lineage: Eukaryota; Fungi; Ascomycota; Leotiomycetes; Helotiales; Helotiaceae
Source: the annotation of a GenBank genome assembly